ACGUGUUACGUCACGAGAACGCGCUUCAAACAUGGCGGACAAGAGCAGUCAAGGGGAGCCAAAACCUGAAGCCCAGUUUGCAAAGAGAAUAGAUCCUACAAAGGAAGCUCUUACUCGGGAACAACUGCAGUUCAUCCGACAAGUGGAGCUGGCGCAGUGGAAGAAGAAAUCAGUCAAGCUCCGGGGUCGAAACGUUGCGACGGGACUCGCCAUCGGCGCGGUGGUUCUCGGCAUCUAUGGCUACACCUUCUACUCCGUAUCCCAAGAGAGAGUCAUGGAGGAAAUAGAUGAAGAGGCCAGAGCUGCAAAACUACAGGCUCCGAAGACCGGAGCCAACUAAAAUAAUGAACUUUAUCUUCAGGAAGUGUCUACACAUGACAACAGGAACUGACAUCACGCAAAUGACACCAGAAGAUGGAGCCACAUGCAUUGAAACCAGAGCUGGGUUACUUUGGUCCUGGACGUUUCAGCUUCAAUCUUGAUCAAACACACGUCUGUAGCUUUCUAGUGAGUUUGAAGACAUUAAUUAGCUUGUUCAGGUGUGUGUGUUCCCUCCAGGACUGAAGUUGCCCAGCCUCGGACUCCAUAUUUAACUGAUACAAGGAGAAAUCCUUUGUUUUUGCUAUGUUAUUACUAUAAAAAUAUGUUUCUGAGAUGCAGUUCAUGGAAUAUGUCAGUGGACACUGAAUGUCGUUAUAUUGCUUGUUGUACUAUGAAUAUAAAUACUUCCCACAGUAAUUAUGCUACUGGUGAUUUAUAGUGCAAAUACAUAAUCAGAGUAAGAAUAAUUUAAAGAAGGUUUUGUUUAUGUUUGUGUUUUUUUUUUUUAUGGAUCCAAUAAAAUAAAUACUCCAUCCACA
This is a messenger RNA of Carassius gibelio (silver crucian carp), 860 nucleotides long. Its product is annotated as cytochrome c oxidase assembly factor 3 homolog, mitochondrial. The transcript has 2 exons. NCBI's taxonomy places the organism in Eukaryota, Metazoa, Chordata, Actinopteri, Cypriniformes, Cyprinidae. Gene Ontology annotation, cellular component: mitochondrial inner membrane. The coding region runs from base 32 to 340 and encodes 102 amino acids. The record is from RefSeq and is a predicted model, not a curated record. Gene Ontology annotation, biological process: mitochondrial respiratory chain complex IV assembly.